Messenger RNA from Dendroctonus ponderosae (mountain pine beetle), 5189 nucleotides. RefSeq names its product toll-like receptor 6. Bases 342 to 2096 code for a protein of 584 amino acids. The record is from RefSeq and is a predicted model, not a curated record. NCBI's taxonomy places the organism in Eukaryota, Metazoa, Arthropoda, Insecta, Coleoptera, Curculionidae. Gene Ontology annotation, cellular component: plasma membrane. Gene Ontology annotation, molecular function: protein binding. The transcript has 3 exons.
AAAUCAGUUCGUUUCGUUCAUUCAACAGUUUCUGCAUCUUUGCAGUUUGGCACGCGAUCGGCAAAAAUGCGUUGACCAAACGCUCAUCGCUCUUCACUGUGGUAAACAGAAGACUGCGCCUCUUCAUUGUGCGCAUCGGAAUCGCCAUCGAGCCAGCAUUUGAAAGCAAGAGCCAAAAUGCGCGGCUCUAGAAAUGAUCAGUGUUUGUUCCGAAAGUAGAAAGGUAGUGAGUGAGGGAUUUUUCACAAUCGAGCUCUUCACACGUGCGUUACGUGCAUUUCACGUUGAAUGAGUGAGUGCGUUUUGAGGGAUUUGCGAUCGAUACCGGCCAGAUUAAAGGAAUGAAGCUGAAGCUGUUCUUGCUGCUGACGGUGGUCAGUGCCUGUGCGGCCGAAUGUCCAUCGAAAUGCUCCUGCUACCUGGAUGUAAAAGGAAGAAAAACCGUUCUGUGCAAAGAAGGAGGAAUGGUCGGCCCUGUGGACCUUAACAAUAUCAGCUUCGACACUGAAGUGAUCAAAAUCACAGCUCCAGACGACAACAUGAACAUGCUCACCAUGUCGCCGAUCUUCCAGCGAUACAAAAACCUGGAAGAGAUCCAUGUGACCAAAAGCAACGUGCCUCAGCUGGGCAUGCACUUCUUCUAUGGCCUAACCAAGCUGGAUGUGCUGAACUUGUCGCAAAACAACAUUUCCCAACCGCUCGACCACAAUUUCCGAGGUCUGGAUAAGCUGAAAGAGCUCUACCUGGACGAUAAUCGGAUCCAGUCUUUGCCCAGCGGCACUUUCCGGCAUCUGCAUGAAUUGAAACUUUUGUCGAUACAACGGAAUCGAAUAACCGACCUCGUGAACAGAAUAUUCCUCGAAAUUGGGAAACUGAAAGCUCUGAAGCUGAGCGGAAACAAUUUGAAAGAACUUAAUCCGGAGGUUUUCCGCGACGUGCAGGAGCUGCGCCAACUUGAGUGCAGAGGCUGCGCCUUGAAGCGAAUCAGCAAAGACACCUACCCGCUGUUGCCACAUUUAUCCUUCCUGGACAUCGGAGAGAACGAAAUCAAAGCGAUUCAUGCGGACGACCUCAAAGUGCUAACCAGCCUCAAAUACCUAAAACUCGAUGGCAACCACAUAGCGGGUUUACAUGACAACACCUUUGCCAACCAGCCCUUGCUGAAGAAGCUAAACUUGGCUCGCAACCAGAUCGCAAAAAUUACUCCCAAUGCCUUUGUGGAACUCUACAAUUUAACCGAACUGGACCUCAGCUUCAACAGGCUGGAGAAGAUCCAUGAGGGGGCUUUCGAGGCGAUCGCGCCCACCUUGGAGGUGCUGAGCUUGAGUGGCAAUUUGAUAAAAGCGCACACCCUCAAAGAGCUCACCAGUCUGCAAGUGCUGAGGGAAGUGAAGCUGGCCAAUUGUGGCAUCCUGGAACUGGAGGCGCAGAUAUUUCCCGACAACUUGGAGGUUCUGGACUUGAGCGGCAAUCACAUAGCGGUGUUGAGUGCGGAGCUUUUGCCUAAAUCGCUGCGUCAGUUGGAUCUAUCGAAGAACCGAAUUCGGGGCAUCGAUGAGUACGAUUUGCAGAAGCUGGAUCACUUGAGGUUCUUGAAUCUGCAGCAAAACCCCUGGUCUUGCGACUUGUGCCAUAUAGUGCCAUUGUUGGAAAGGGCCAAUCGCAGUGCCACCUUCAGUGAAAUCACCUGCGCGGCCCCCUAUACGGAACGCGGAAAAACGUUGGGGAUGUUGGAGAAGAGCGAUUUGACCUGGUGCACAGCUGCCAGCUACAGCAAAGGAGACGCGGACUUUUUCUUAGUUUCAACGGACGGCAACAUUGGAAUCAUCGCCGCCAGCAUGUCGGUUUGUCUUCUAUUCAUCACAAUUCUGGCGAUCAUCGGAGCCUUGUGGUACUCCCGAAGGCAUGCAGCAAGGUAUUACACGCAUGAGGAUAAACUGGCGGUUGAAGGCGAGACCAUUUUCGACACCAAUCACAGUCCGCUGUUUUGCGAUGGUGAGCUGAGCUUCAAGUUUCCUCUGGAUGGGGAAAAGAAGAUUUCGAUAUCCACGAUCGAGGACGUGAAGAAAGAACAUUCGAUUGCGAACGGCACGUGAAAAGUUGCCGGCUGUAGCAGGCCGAUGUGUCCUGGAUGAGGAUGAGGAGCGCAUCGUGUGUAAGACUUUGAGGAGCAACGACAGACCUAAAUGAAUUAUUCAAUUACAUUUUAUACACCUGCACUGUUCAUUGGUACCCGAUGUCUUCUAAAUGGUUCUUCCAUACUGGCGGGGUGAUUCGCAUGGAAAUGUUCAUGAUUGUGAAUAGGCCAGAUGGUUCAAUCUGGAAGUUUUUUCAUAUUCAAUUGAGGCUGGGAAUUUUGGCGGGUUCUUCUUCAGAUUCCCGGGGGUUUUACCAAUUUGCCGAAUUUUUGUCAAGAAAAUUCAGGUUUAGACCAAAUGUGACAGCAGAUUGCUUCGAUCUGAGGCUGAAAAUGUUUGGUGAAAUUGGUCAGUUCAGGGAAAUCUGAAGAGUCCAGAAAAAUGUCCUAAUUUUGAUUUUUGGCCGAAAAUUUUAUAAAAGUGGAGGAUUUUUUUUGACAAAAUACCAAUUUUCUUAAAAUGUGUCGUAUUCUACAUCCGUUUAAUCUCAAGGAGGCGAAGAAUGUAACGGGCUCGUUGAUAAACACACUAGAAUUUCAGUUCUGAAAUAUUCGACAUUUUAACCACAUUUUAAUCGUUUUUUGAGCUUUUACGAUCCUUAACCAGCGAUUUUGCCCUUAUUUUUUACUUGAGUUGGGGACUGUUUUUUCGAAAAAUAUAUAUUUUUUCAAAAUGCCUUGAAUUCUACAUAGUUUCAUCUCGUGGACGUAAAGAAUGCAACGAACUCAUUGAAAAACACGCUAGAAUUUUCAGUCCCGAAAUUAUCGACAUUUUACGCACAUUUUAAGCGUUUUUGGAGCGUUCACGAUUCUUAAGAGACGAUUUGUUCGUAAUUUUUGAGGCAAACGGUUUACAAGUGUAGAUUGGCACGCUUCUUACGUCCAAAGGAAUCGAUUGAGUUGAAAAAACGUAUGUAAAAUUUUGAUUUUUGACCAAAAAGUCUCUUCUAUGAAUUGUUGAAAAAAUUAUAUAUUUUUUCGAAACGCCUUCAAUUCUACGCGUUUCAUCGCAAGGAAGCGAAGAAUGCAAAUAACUCAUUGAAAAACAGACUAGAAUUUUUGGUUCCGAAAUAAUCGACAUUUUACGCAUAUUUUUAGCAUUCACGAACCUCAGCAGACGAUUUCGUCCUUAUUUUUGAUCCAAACACUUUAGAAAUGUACAUUUGCGCGCUUCUUACCUCUAAAGGAAUCGAUUGAGCUGAAAAAACACGCUUGAUUUUUUUUGAACGAAAAUUUUCUAAAGGUUGAGGACGAUUUUUUCGAAAAAUAUAUUUUUUUCCAAAAUGCCUUGAAUUCUACAUAGUUUCAUCUCGUGGACGCAAACAAUGCAACGGACUUAUUGAAAAACACGCUAGAAUUUUCAGUCCCGAAAUUAUCGACAUAUUACGCACAUUUUAAGCGUUUUUUGAGCGUUCACGAUUCUUAAGAGACGAUUUGUUCUUCAUUUUUGAGCCAAACACUUUGCAAGUGUAGAUUUGCGCGCUUCUGACGUCUAAAGAAAUUGAAUGAGUUGAAAAAACGUAUGUAAAAUUUUGAUUUUUGACCAAAACGUUUCUUAAGAGGGAGCUGAAGUUUUGAAAAAUUACAUAUUUUUUUAAAACGCCUUCAAUUCUACAUUAGUUGCAUCGCAAGGAAGCGAAGAAUGCAAAGAACUCAUUGAAAAACAGACUAGAAUUUUCUGUUCCGAAAUAAUCGACAUUUUACGCACAUUUUUAGCAUUCACGAUCUUUAACAGACGAUUUCGUCCUUAUUUUUAAUCCAAACACUUUACAAAUGUACAUUUGCGCGCUUCUUACGUCUAAAGGAAUCGAUUGAGUUGCAAAAACACAUAUGUAAAAUUUUGAUUUUUACCAAAAGUUUUCUUAAGUGGUACAAAAUUUUUUGAAAAAAUUACAUAGUUUUUCAAAACACCUUCAAUUCUACACCAGUUGCAUCGCAAGGAGGCGAAGAAUGCAAAUAACUCAUCGAAAAACAGACUAGAAUUUUCGGUUCUGAAAUAAUCGACAUUUUACGCACAUUUUUAGCAUUCACGAUCCUUAACAGACGAUUUCGUCUUUAAUUUUACGUUUGUUGUUUACAAACUUAUUGGAAAAUACACUAGGAUUGUUGGAACAAACAAAUCAUGCGAAUCACCCUGUAUAUAUGAGUAAUAUUUUGUUACAAAUCUACGCUUUUGGUGCUUGAAAUUUCAUAUAUUUAUUGUAUAUAAUAAUUUAAAUUUAAUUUAUCAAUAAACGACGCCCUCGAAUCGAGUUAACACGGUCUUGGGACUUUCGCAUAUACAAAGAUGACGUUCAGUAAUAAGAUUUAUAAAUAUUUAUAUUUGUACAUACUUGAUAUUCCAUGUCUUCUAUAUCUUAGCUUUAAGGUUACGCGCAUAUACCGGGUGUUUCUGUGUUCAAGUUCAUCAAGCACUUCUUUGCUUAAAAGGACUUUUUCCCGUUGUUUUUAAGCUCUUGAUAGUGAUGUUUUUUUUGGUUGAAAAAAUACUUGACAGUCUUGAAACAUCAAGAAAUAUGUACGUUUUUGUGCAUGAGGAGCAAUGUAACAUUUGGAGCAGAAAAAUGAAAUUUGCGUAUUUAUGAAAUGUGGAUUUUUGCUCUUUUUUGAGCCAAACCUGAGAAACGCCCGGUGUUUCGGCAAAUUAAGAACUCCAUGAUAUUUAUUAAAGAUUUCGGACCAAGGAUUAUUUAAUUAAUUGUAAGUAAUUUUAAUUGCCAAAAAGCUACGAAUUUUAUUGUUAAUUGUGCAUCGAACACAGUCAAUUUUUAUAAUUAAUAAGUGGUGGUGUUUGACGAGAUGGGCUUAAAUUGUUUCAUUGUGAAUUCGCAGUUAUUAAAAAAUCGACUUCUGAUCUGAAAAAUCUGGAAUUAAUAAAUUGCAAGCUGAUCUCAACAAACUCCCAGUUUUGCAGAAUGUUUGUAUUUUUUCAUAUAGCAGAUUUUCUACAAACGGCGACAUUGUACUUUAGCGUGUAUGUGUUUCAAACUGAUAUAAUUCAUGUACAAAUUCGCCUUUAAUUCGCAGUAAAAAUAAAUGUAUUUUGUUUGUA